Varanus komodoensis (Komodo dragon) is the source of this 1600-nucleotide messenger RNA. RefSeq names its product steroid 5 alpha-reductase 1 (gene SRD5A1). Gene Ontology annotation, cellular component: membrane. Gene Ontology annotation, biological process: steroid biosynthetic process. Lineage: Eukaryota; Metazoa; Chordata; Lepidosauria; Squamata; Varanidae. The transcript has 5 exons. Bases 1 to 828 code for a protein of 275 amino acids. Gene Ontology annotation, molecular function: 3-oxo-5-alpha-steroid 4-dehydrogenase activity. The record is from RefSeq and is a predicted model, not a curated record.
AUGCGGUCGUGGCGCGCGCUGGGCGGCGCGCUCUGCUCGGGCGCUUUGUGGCGGCGGCUGUCGGGCCCGCAGGAGCAGCGGCUGCUGCAGCAGGCGAGCUGCGGGCUGGUCGCCUUCGUCGCCGCGGCCAUGGUGCUGGCCAGGUUCGUGGGCGUCCCGUACGGGCGCUACAGCUCGCCGGCGUUCGGCUGGCGCCUGCCGGCCCGGGCGAGCUGGCUCGUGCAGGAGGCGCCCUCCUGCCUCGUGCCGGUGCUCCUGAUCGUCUGCAGCGACGGCGCGCGCCUCGCCUUCUGCCCCAACCGGGUCCUGCUGGCGCUCUUCGUGGCGCACUACUUCUACAGGGCAUUUAUCUUUCCUUUAUUAAUCCGAGGAGGAAAAUCGAUGCCAUUGCUGACAUUUGUGAUGGCUUUUAUCUUCUGUUCAUGCAAUGGGUAUUUGCAGGGGCGGAAGCUGAGUAACUAUGCAGAAUACCCUUCCGACUGGUGUACUGACCCACGUUUCAUUCUAGGUUUCGCAGCAUGGCUAGGCGGUCUGUUGAUUAAUGUGCAUUCUGAUCAUAUUUUGAGGGAGCUCAGAAAACCGGGGGAGACCGGCUACAAAAUUCCAAGAGGAGGCCUGUUUGAAUAUGUGACGUGCGCAAACUACUUUGGGGAGAUUGUGGAAUGGUGUGGAUUCGCCAUCGCAUGUUGUACUGUGGAAAGCCUCGCUUUUGCCAUCAGCACAUUUCUGAUAUUAGUAAGCCGGGCGUGUAAACAUCACAAAUGGUAUCUCAACAAGUUUGAAGACUAUCCACGUUCUAGGAAAAUUAUAAUCCCAUUUGUGUUCUGAGAGCUUCUUCACAUUUUCUGAUGAUUCUGAAUAAUAAUGGCUGCUGUUAUGAAAAAGAGACAUUGGCAAAACUGGCUCCUCUAAAUUCGUGUUGAACCUCUGGCCCAUGGGCUACAUCCAGCCCACCCGGGACCCUAGUAUGACCCUCCUGUAGUGAAAAUGGCUCUCCCAAGUCUUCAUCACUGGAAGCAGGCGCCUUAUGCUAAACCGUGUGUGUACGUUGGUUCUCUUGGCCUUUGGCCCCCCGAGAGUUUUGCACCAGCAGUGCCUCUGCAACAGACUCCGACCCCCAAGCCUGAAGAAGUGGGGCUCCCCUUGUUUAAAGAGAGAUACGGGCUCCUCUCUUGCGCAAAGUGAUUCAACCAUUUAAAUUUUGGCACUAAAAAAGGGCUUAGGUCAUGAACUGAACGAGCUUGCCAGAAAGCACACCCCAUCCAAACUACCAUGUGCUUUCCAAAUUAUUUCACUGUCACUAUCACAUGGUUUAGAUUUCAGGCUCCCUGGGGCAGGGACCUGUUUUUUGCUUUCUUUUGCUUAUUCUGUAAGCUGCCACAUAGCUUAACAGCACUGAACGACCGGCUAAGACUAAUGAACAAUCAUGAUUCUUAACUGAAUAACUAUUUGGUUAAGAAGAUCCGUCUGCAUCGUUCUAACAUAAUUGCUGCUUUAGACUUUGUAUGCUUGCUUUUCUCUCUUGUAGAUCAUCUCAAAGAAAAAGCCCGAGUUGCAUCCAAAUGAUGCUCAGUGGUGUCGUAGUUUGUUUUUAUAUUUG